GUGCCAUCCUUAGGCGAAAGUGUGACCGUGCGUGUGUGGAGAACACAAACUAAUGUUGGAGCAAAUCGAAUAAAGUAAAAUUACAGAAUAAAAUGAUCUGCCGCCUGUGUCUAAACGCGCUGGACGAGCAGAGCGCGGUGGUGCUGUUCGGCGGCGCUAGCGGAGACAGUGUGUCCGCUGCGGAGGACGAGGACGAUGCAAAGGCGAUGCCGGAAAGCUACUUGGUCCAACUGAUCUCGAUUCACUUGUACCUCUGCCUCUCCCGCGACGAUGCUAUCUCCACCUGCAUCUGCACCGAGUGCUGUUCGCAACUGGAGAGCUUCCACAACUUCUGGAAACUGGUGGAGCUCAAGCAGACAACUCUGUGCAGCCAAUUCCUGGCCAUCGAUUGCGAUGUUAACUGGUCGGAGGAGAGCACCGAGAUGCAGCCAGAGUCGCAGCCCCAGCUGUUUCUGGAGCCGGCGGAGGAGCCCAAAGCUGUGACACCCACAACGGCCAAUAAGUUCCCCUGCAUGUUCUGCGAGAAGUCCUUCAAGAUGCGUCGCUACCUAGAGGAGCACAUAGCCACGCAUACGGGCGACCGACCGAUUCCUUGUCCCUACUGCGAAAUGGCCUUUCGCUGCCGCUCGAAUAUGUACACCCACGUAAAGAGCAAGCACACCACCCAGUGGCUAAAGGCGCGUGAGGAACGGGAUGCGGCCAAGUCAGGGCAAAACCACUCAGCCCCGGAGGAGCCUGCUCCCUCGGUUCAAGUUUCUGCUCCGCCUUCUCUUAGCGCUCCUCUUGUUUCCGCAACAAACUCACAUAUUCCCGGACAACCUGGUCCUGCUACACUCAAUCCCACUACCACUCCUGCAGCAACUCCCCUACAAUCACCACCCACCCUUCAACAGCUGCCCCUGUCCGUAAUCAAGAGCCAGCCGAGCGAGGCCAUCAACCUCACCAUAACCAAGACUCCGCCGUCCGCCAGCCGGGGCUCGCGCAAUCGGGCCAGUCGCCGUAAGACGCACUCGCCCAAAAAGGUCCAGCACACGGAGGGCAGCGAUGCCAGCGAUGAGGACUCGCCCCAGAAGAGGCUCAAGGAGAACGAGCUCAUGCUGGCCAAUUAUAAUGCAGUGGCGGCGGCAGUUGUGGCAGCCGCUUCGCUAACGGGCAGCCCCCCAAAUCAAGCCGACAGUCUGCAGCAGCGCUUGUGCGUGAGUCUCCUCCAGCAGCAGCAACAGGAACAAUUGUUUGCCGUUAUGUCGGCCACAGCAGCAGCAGCUGCGGCGGUGGGCACAAGUAGUGCCAGCACAACGACAACCAGUGGGGCAAUGCUAGCUCAUCCUUACAGCAACCCGCCUGCAGAGACAGAGAAGCGUUCACCGGUUCCGCUAAAUGCCGCCAUCAAUGCUGCACCCGUCUCAGUCAUUUGCCCCAACUGCGGCGAGCUUCCCGGUCAGAAUCAUCGCUGCCUGAGCAAGCCCAAAUACGCCUGCGAUGUGUGCGGCAAAUGCUUCAAAAUGAAGCGGUAUUUGGAGGAGCACUUUGCCACCCACACGGGCGUCAAGCUGCACACCUGCGCCUUUUGUCCCACGGAGUUCCGGUCCAAGUCGAAUAUGUACCACCACACCAAGCGCAAACACAAAGCGGAAUGGGAGCGGUCGCGGGCUACUCGCUCAGCGGCCAAGGCGGGCGUACAGGAGCAGGUGCAGCACGCCGGUGCGCCUCAGGCGCAGUCAGGACCUGCAGCUGUUUAAGAAAGCCAGGAUUCCUGAGGCAGUGCAUCUGUAGUCUUAGCACUUUACAAUUAUACACAUACAUAUUUUUUGCAUAUUAGCCAUAGCGAAUACCGAAUGUACUUAUCCGAAAGUCUCGUGUACUCCACAAAGCCCCGGCGUCUCAUCGCCUGGCACCUAUUGUGUAUACUCCUCUCGUUCUCUAUAUUGCCUUAACCAGUUGGAUUGGAUCUGGUUAUAAAGUAAACAUUAAUUUCAACAUA
Molecule: messenger RNA, 1981 nt
Organism: Drosophila ficusphila
Lineage: Eukaryota; Metazoa; Arthropoda; Insecta; Diptera; Drosophilidae
Product: zinc finger protein 865
Exons: 4
Coding region: 93-1739 (548 amino acids)
Biological process (GO): regulation of transcription by RNA polymerase II
Cellular component (GO): nucleus
Molecular function (GO): zinc ion binding; DNA-binding transcription activator activity, RNA polymerase II-specific; RNA polymerase II cis-regulatory region sequence-specific DNA binding
Source: RefSeq, a predicted model, not a curated record